UGACCAUAUUUAUCCUGAUUGUAGUCUCAAGUUAUUUUUAUGAUAAUCGAUCUGCUUUCCAUGUGUGGAGAACGACCCUUGCUUGUUGUGUUGAUGCAUCGACCCCCUACUAGAUUAAGCAACUCGGUCCUGGUUUCCUUUUCCGUUGUCAUUAAAUGAUAUGCCCGGUCUUCGUGUCAGCCUCCAAACUUUGGCAAUAUGUCCCAGGAAAUACCUUUCGUUUCACCCUGAGAAUGUCAAGGAAGAUCCUGACUGUUGAACAGGUUAGUGGUUGCUUCAGUGUGUACUCAACCCCCUGUUAGCGUUUGUUCAUCAUUCAUUUCUGGCCGACCGUUCUAGUCUACCAUGCUUUCUUGAUAGAUUCUUUGCUGCACUAUAUGGUUCACUCACUUUCUUUUGUAUCUCGUCCUAUUGUAGUCAAUAUAUUUUCUACGUAUUUCCGUUUGUCAAUUCUGAUGUUCUGAGAUCUUGUGUAUUUCGUAAAUGCAUUGGAUUUCUCUGGUUUUGUUUUGGCUAUCAUUUGCUAUAGCUUACCCCUCAAAUCUCGCCCAAACCGUUUACUGCUGUCCACUGCCUGUCCUGGUGUUCAUUGAGUGCUAACACCUAGUAUUUUGAAACUUGUAUUCUUGAUCGAUCUGCUCUUCUGUAGCUGUCACUAUUGGAUUAUAAUUGACAGUUGCGUCUCUGUGCUAAUGCGGUAUGACAGCCUGAACUGAUAUACUUACGGAGUUCUCUGUUGUAGCUGACUCGCUGGUCAGGUAGAAGUCAUGUAAAUAUUCGUAUUCAUUUUCGGAAGGAGGGAAUGCUUUCUCUUGACUAUGUUGCUAAAAUUACGCAGAUCUACCAGAUUUACCAUUCUCAAUUCCUCCUGGUUCAUGUUCGUUAUUUUUCAUACCAACCUUGGCGUUUAAAUCCCACGUCGGAAUGAUCAGGUAUUUCCCUGUGAAUUUCCCCAAUAUGGCGUAGAACUUCCCUUAAAUCUGGUCCUUGUCACCACUACCACCAUUCAUAGGUGAGAAUAUGAACUUAAUCACUUAAAAAAUCGUUUGACGUAGACUUUUGGGCGCAUUCACAAAAUUGUUUUUCUGUGUAGCGACAAUUAUUUUUUCCUAUUGCAAGUAUACGUACUUCAGGUGAGUGGAGUUAAUGUCUCUUGAACAGAAUAUGUUUCCUAGAAGUGAUGAUUGCAACAAUGAUUCAGCCAAUCAAGAUAGUUCACCCGCUAUCCACGUGGAUGAUGUGCAGAGAAUGGAAGCUCGUCUGCUAAAGUUGUUAGAUGAACUUAAUGUUGGGAAAUCAUCCUUCGGUCCGAAUUGUCCUUAUGAAAAACUUGAUUCAAUUCGAGAACAGCAAGAAGAACUUAUGCGGUUGCAUUUUGAGCAAGAUAGAAAAAUGAUGUCAAUCCUGGAAACCAACUCAACUCUCGGGCGGCGUCCUGUUAGAGCACUUUUAACGGACGAGGGUCGGAAAACUACGAAAGCAAAUAUUGAUGCACUAGUCACACGACUGGAGUCUCUGAGUUAUGCAAUACAUAACCUUCACUACACCAAUAGACCGCGGUCGUAAUGUCAAUAAACCUUUAUCCAACAAGAAAUAUUAUUCCGUUGAUUUGUAGUGUAUAUUCUUAAAUUGUCAAUUAGCAGUGAUAACUAAUGUAACUCGAGGAAUAUCAAUAACAUUGAUUAUCGAUAUUUUAAUUGUGUCCAAGAUGAAAUAAUGGUUAAACCUAAAUUGUCGAUUCUUCCUAUACUUACUAUAGUGUUUCUUAGCAUAAUAAAUAUAUGUCAUCAGUUAGUUGUUUCUUCGACUCCUGUUGAUUGAUACAAUCUUGUAUUACUCUAUUACUACGUAUUACUAUGCAAAAUCUCUUCUCUUGGUUCGGUACCUUACUGCUAUCGAUUUAAUCAUCUC
This is a messenger RNA of Schistosoma turkestanicum, 1911 nucleotides long. Lineage: Eukaryota; Metazoa; Platyhelminthes; Trematoda; Strigeidida; Schistosomatidae. The record is from the annotation of a GenBank genome assembly.